CGUCUCUAUUACUGAUUGAUUCAAAACCUUGGGGGGGGCUCAACCAACAAGAAACUGUAUUCAUUUAUGUAAACUGUAGCCAUGAACAAACAGAUAAAUGUGUGAUUAUGUUGUGUACAAAACAUCUUGUGAACAGAUUUUAUGUACAGGUCUAUGCUUUGACUGAGAGGAAAAGAUAACCAUUUAAAUUGUGGUACUGAUCAGAAGAAUAAUCAAAUUAUUCAACCCUGUUUUCUAAUCUCUGGUUGAAACAAAUGAGCUGCAUUCAUUCUUCUGAUUAUUGUCCUCCCUGCUCUGUUUUCAGGAUGAUGCUGAAGGAUAACAUCUAAGAAGUCAAUUCCUCAUCCAAAAGUGACCCUACCUUCCCCUAUAGUCUGCUUUCUUCUGCAGUCCCUUCUCCAACUUGUGAGGUCCUUCUCAGCUCAUUGGCCCACCUCUGUGGAAUUCAUUGAAUGCAUGUAUUCCACAGUAAGAUCAUGCACAAUUAUUUUAAUUUGGACAGUCCUCCUCCAGACACCAUUCUGACAAAGAAACAGGAUGAAAUAACUGCAAUGUGACUGUCCAUCUGAGAUAGCCACCUCGAUCUGUGGGAUUCUCACUUUGGUUCCAUCUCUUGUUCCCUACCAACCCCUCCCUUUCCUAGUGUCAUUGGGCCAUGGUUCGCAAGAAAGGUUCUCUUAUACUAUGUGGUGCUUUUCUUGUCGCCUGGAAUGCUUUGCUUCUACUUUACCUUUGGGGUCGCCCUCCCAUUGGCCACCUUGGAGAAGGGGGUGGAGCAGAACCAGGAGGAAAGGAGGAGUGGGGCGUGGGCAGAGGGAAAGUAGGCCGGGUCAACCUUGCUGGGGAGGUUAUCCGGCUGGCAGAGGAGGUCGAAGUUCAGCUUGAGACCCAGAAGAAGCUACUGAAGCAGAUUGAAAGUCAUAGGGCAGUGUGGGCUCGGCAGAAAGAUAUCGGGAAAAGAGACAGUGAUAUAAAAGAAGUCAAAGAAGAGACUGUCCACCAGCCACCCCAAACUCCAUUUCCUGUCAAAAACAGUGUGGAUAUCAGUGACCAAACUGAAGUUAAACAUACACAGAAGCCUGUUCAUACAGUAGCUCAAGGACUGAAGUUAGAACAACAUGAGGCCACCGAAGUAAAGCAAGAGAUCAUUGAGAACAAUGAAGUGACGACUGUUGUUUCUAGCUCAGAAGUCAUCAUUCCCAUUCUCGUUAUUGCUUGUGACAGAGUCACAGUUAAACGGAGCCUUGACAGACUGAUACAGUACCGCCCUUCUCCAGAAUUGUAUCCAAUCAUCGUUAGCCAAGACUGUGGCCAUGCUGAGACGGCUCGUGUUAUUGGCUCAUAUGGAGAUCAAGUGACCCACAUAAGCCAACCGGAUCUGUCAGACAUCAGGGUCCGGCCAGAGCACAGGAAAUUCCAAGGCUACUACAAAAUUGCUCGGCAUUACCGAUGGGCACUCAACCAAGUAUUUAAUACAUUGUCCCUGUCUACUGUGGUCAUAGUGGAGGAUGAUCUAGAGGUGGCCCCAGACUUUUUUGAAUAUUUCCGAGCACUGCACCCAAUUUUGCUCUCUGACCCCACUCUGUGGUGUGUUUCUGCCUGGAAUGAUAAUGGAAGAGAUGCCUUGGUGGAUCCAUCCAAAGCUGACCUCCUCUACAGAACAGACUUCUUCCCUGGUCUGGGCUGGAUGCUGCUGAAAGAGAUGUGGGCCGAACUGGAACCCAAAUGGCCCUCGGCCUUCUGGGAUGAUUGGAUGCGUCAACCAGAGCAGCGUAAAGACCGCUCCUGCAUCCGACCUGAAAUUCUCGGGACUAUCACCUUUGGCCGGAAAGGUGUCAGUUUAGGUCAAUUUUUUGACCAGUACCUUCGCUAUAUUAAGCUAAACACUGAAUUUGUGCCUUUUACCAAACAGGAUUUAUCUUAUUUGCUAAAAGAGAAAUAUGAAGAAAAGUAUAUCAAAGAGGUUUAUAGUGCCCCGUUGGUGAAGAUUGAGGAACUGCAGCAAGGUGGUACUUUAAAAGGACCUGGACCAUACAGGGUGCAGUACUCCAGCAGGGACAGUUUAAAAGUAUUUGCUCGAAAUCUAGGGGUAAUGGAUGACUUAAAAUCUGGAGUUCCUCGUACAGGUUACCGGGGCAUAGUCAGCUUCCUGUACCGGGGUCGAAGGGUGUUUUUGGCUCCACCACAGGGCUGGACACAGUAUGACAUCAGCUGGAGCUGAAACACUGAUCCAGCCUGUGUUGAAGAGAGGAAGGGAGCCUUACUUCAGAGGAACACCCUUUCAGACCAAAGAUUAUUUCAGACAGUGGACCAUGAAGGAGUUAAAACAGCACAUGCAGGGCUGCACAACAGUGGAGCUGGAAGACCUGUUUGGUGCUUUUUCAUGAUCAGCAAGGAUUGGCCACAUAGAUUUCGCAGCAUUAAAACUUUUUAGCUAAGUAAAUUCCACCUUUAAACACUGAAUCAAAACUGCUAUUGGCAACGUGCCUUGCUUUCUGGGCCCAUUUUGUUUGAUGCAUUUUUUAUUCCUAUGAAUUAAC
Acanthochromis polyacanthus (spiny chromis) is the source of this 2540-nucleotide messenger RNA. RefSeq names its product alpha-1,3-mannosyl-glycoprotein 2-beta-N-acetylglucosaminyltransferase b (gene mgat1b). The record is from RefSeq and is a predicted model, not a curated record. NCBI's taxonomy places the organism in Eukaryota, Metazoa, Chordata, Actinopteri, Pomacentridae. Gene Ontology annotation, molecular function: alpha-1,3-mannosylglycoprotein 2-beta-N-acetylglucosaminyltransferase activity. Gene Ontology annotation, biological process: protein N-linked glycosylation. Gene Ontology annotation, cellular component: Golgi apparatus.